ACUGACAGAGGAACACGUAAUUUGAUACUUGGUGUCCUUCCAUAGUAAAAGGCGUUGCGGCAAUUUGAUAACAUCUGCUAUACGCCUUUUCAGCUGUUACGAAUGAGGUUGGUUUGCAAAAAUGAAUCUUGGACUGUACGUUGGCGGAGUUCUGUGGCUGCCGGCAGCACUAACAAAUGCAUGCACAUUCAAGAAACUUGUGUUCCGUGGAGCCAGUCAUAUCAUAGGCGGUACUGGCGGUAUCGCCAAUCUCUGGGAUUCCAAUUCUACUUAUAACGAGAACAAUGCCGACGCUAGAAAUAUUGGGUAUGGAGGACAUUAUAAGUCAAGCGAAGUGGACACAUGGGACACAUCGACAUUCAACAAGGUCCGAUUGGAGGUGAUAAAGUCAGGUGUUGAACAGAUGUACUUCGAAUUCAAUGCUACUGGGACUAAUAAGUUUAGUUGGUUUCACAGAAAUUACCUUACCGCGUCUUCGAUUGAUGAGACUGACCAACUGCUCCUAUACUUCUACAGAUAUUCUUAUUAUUGGAACGAAUACUUUGUGAGAAGGACGCUCCAAUCAGGCUGUUAUACAUGGAUUUUAUUAACUGAUUAUCCUUCCACUGUACACGAUUGUUACACAACCUACUAUUCUACUCAAGUACCAUAUAUACGUUUUGUACCUGAUGGGAAACACGCCGGCAUGGCUAUUCAUGCAGACGAAAUAGCAAUUUACUUUGUAAAAGACGGAUUGGCUGAUAUGAAACCUGUCCCAGAUUUACCCUGGAGAAAUCCGUCCUGGGACAUUGCCUCUGUCGAUGACAAAAACCUCCUCGGCGGUUUGUAUGUGACAGAAGCCAACUACGACAUGGCCAGUUUCGUGGUGACCGGUCGGGAAAUUGGCUGUGGUGCACAACUCCAAAUAUGGUUAAAUGACACCUUACCGGAAAAUGAUGGAGUGUUUCAUGAAAAGAGAGUUUGUAUGACCAACAGAUAUAAUGACGAUAUCUGCAAGCACAACUUUACUGUUGACGUUAUGAACUGUGGAGACAGACGUGCAUAUCGGCUGCCUGAACUGACCAGUGACCAGUACGAUAUAGGAACACAGUCAGUAGCCUACUGCUUCGAUGUUGCGGGAUUGAUUGACCCUUGUUCGUCGACCACACCAUCACAAAUCCCAAACCUAGAAAAUCGUCGUCCUACAAAUUCCCACGCUAUACAUGCAAGUGACCAUUUGGUAGAAGACUGGUAUUCAGGUGGACAUUAUCAGCUACUUAGAUGGAGUCCUGACCUAGAUCAACCUCGGUGUGGGGCUGAAUCCCAGAUUUGGAUGAAUGGAACAUUUCCUGCUGCUGACGGCAUGCACCAUGUGAGACAGUUAUGCACCACUAACCGGACAACUGGAGACACUUGUUUUGUUGACACACAGUAUACGUACGUCAAAAACUGUACGACACACAUCAUGUACUACCUUACUACACCUGCUGAGAACAGCGCGUAUUGCUUCGAUAUCCCAUCAGAUUCUAAUGAGCCUCCCCCAUCCUAUCUACCAACAACUGUCAAAAUCAAGUACGAACUGCAUUGGGUUGAUGUACCGAACGAAAACAGAGCUGAAAAGCCUUCCCUUCGCUUCUUCUGUGAUUUUGACAAAGACGAAACCAAUCUCUUAUACUACGUUAUCUACUUCCACGUCGACGGAAGUUACGUCAAUCUAGGAGCUGACCUGGUCGUCCAGGAAGUGGCAGAAGCGUAUGUGACAGAGGAACAACUCUUUACAAUGUUUGGCUUUACUGCCGGAAUUACGAUUUCAUGUAGUGUUGGAGUGAGAUCAUCUAGAAACGGACGCACUGGAACUCUUGUGAUAAGCGCGGGAUUCUAUGCUGGAAUUAUGAUGAUGAACCACUCGGUGUCUGUUGAGCGAGGUAAAGGCGGUUCUGUGUACUUCCAACAAACAGUCCCCUUUGGCUGUAUGUACCAUCCGUCUAAUGGAGAGCGAGGCUGUACACUUACAGUUUAUAUACUCAAGACGUCAUCAGAAAAUAUGUGUACUAGUAACACGAUUCGCCACCAUAAUAAAUGCGCCAAGGAGUUAACAGGUGUUACAAAGACAGCCAAUGUUGGCAGCGAUACCUGGAUACCAACGUUGUACGAGUUCGACAUCGUACCAGUUGACAGUAAACUUGGAACCUACAGCCUUUUAAAUAACCAGUUCGUAUUCAAGCUUCAAACACAGAGACCUCGUCACCAAUUCUGGAGAAACGCUAUAUCAGAUCAAGUUAACGUGAACGUGUUCGAUGCGGCAGACGGCAAGUUCUGGCAAGGAAAACGCUGUCAGGUGUACUGUGAUCCCCAUAUGAAGUCAUUCGAUGGCAUGGCUUAUGAAUUGCAAUACCAAGGAAAGUUCAUGUUAUUGAAGAGUGAAAAUCCACCGAUGCAGGUACAGGUGCAGAUAACGUCUUGCAAUGGCAACAAUCGUACCCCAUACUGUGCAUGCGGACUUGUAGCGGUUGCUGGAAAAGAUGUUUUUCAAAUUUAUACGUGCAAUGGUCACAGAGACAUCAACUACAAAUCAUGUAAGGAUGGUGUUCUGAAGGUGGACAGAAAAUCAUCGAAGAUAUAUAAAAUAUAUUUACCCACUGGAGCGACCAUCCGGGUGUCAGUUAGAACGAGAGGCCUCUUAGAUAUCGAUAUAACACCAACAGUCCAUGAGUACAAGGGACGAAUAACCGGUCUCUGUGGCGAUCUGGACGGAAACGUGGCGAACGACUGUGUCAGUAAAGGAGGUUCAAUGCCGUGUAGAGACAUAUCAAAUAGCAGGUGGUCUUACUACUAUCACCCGAACAUCUUUACUCGGUCUUACAGGCUCAGUGAAGAAGAUAAUCUGCUUAACGUGAAACCAAACACCGACUUCCUGGAGCCAUAUCCUGCGCCCUACCAAAUGUGCGUUUGUCCACAGAACAGUAUUGAACUUGGAGACGAGACUCCGGUAGAUAGCUAUAUAGAGUCCACUCUUUGCUCCUCAAGACAAUACGCCAGCUGUACUGAUUCCAGGCAAGAAGUAAGAUGCACUGUGACUGACCGCAGAGUCCUCAGAAAAAAACGUCAAGCAGACAGUCCGGACGACGUUUAUCUUCACAACAUUACGAAACGCUCAGUAGUGAUAAAUGAAAGUGAAGCUAUCCAGUUGUGCACGGAUGCGCUAACAACCGUAACAAAUGAAGCCUGUUCUGAUAUUGGUGUCAACGCCUCAAGUACUGAAAUAGACAACUGCGCUGCGGAUCUGAUGCUUACUGGCGAUGGCAACUGGACACGCUACGCCGUGGAUCGAAGUGAAACACACUGCCUUGAAACCCUAGAAAAAAACACGACUCUACAAGAGGAAUAUCCAGAAAUAAGUAACAUUAUUAGAAACAACACCUGUUCAAACAAUUGUUCCGAACGGGGAUCCUGCUCUAAUGGUAAAUGUGAAUGUGAAGAAGGAUUCGCCUCGGAGGAUUGUUCCUUUGACCUCAACGCACCUUUAGUGUUAUACGGACUAGACAAUGAAGGACUUUGUGAUAUCGACGACGAGUGUACCUUCGUAGUGGUAGAGGGACUGGACUUCCCUACGGAUCAAAACUACACUUGCCAAUUCAGUGGUCGUGAGACAUUGGUGGGUGAGAUGUACCAUACAUUGGAGACGGCAAAUGUAUCAGCUCAACACCAGAGCCUCUUUGAAAUUAUCUGUGACCUUCCAGAGAUACACGUCCCGACAGACAGACUCGGAAUCGAGUACAAUGUGUCGGUGGCUAUGGACGGAUUUGAUUUUGGUGACGUCAUCAAUUUCGUCGUUAUCAAUGCAGCAUGUCAAUAUUUCAUCAACGACUCUGGAGUUAUUAGGUUUUAUAUACAGGAAGGGUUUUGUUACAUUAAUAGAGCCUGUCAUCCUAAAGGAUCCUAUAAAGAGAAUGCGUUAUGUUUAGAAUGUAAACCCGAGGAGAGCGUGUACACGUGGUCUAACUCAUCAAGCGAAGACUGUGUUGUAAGCGACCAAAACACGCGUGACCCAGAUACUACACUAGAAUACAUCAUUGUUCCUGUCGUCACUGUUGUUGCCGGACUCGGCUUUGUUUGUCUGAUUAUUGGCGUGAUGUUGUGUUUUUGCAAAAGUAAACAAAAAAGCAAUCAAAUGAUAAAUGACAUUUCGCUUGCUGAUCCCCAUGAUGAAGAGAAAGAAAUAUUUUCUAUAGCCUGGCCAAGUAAAGAUAUUCUACAAGAUGGAAUCCAAACAGAAGCUGUAAACAAAACAAAACGAUCCAAAUCAAAUAGCUGGAUGAGAGUUCAACAUGAUCGAAGUGCAAAAUCAGAUUCUGACAACGUCUUUUGUACCUCUCAUCAACCGGGAGUUGAAAACUUCAGAAAAGACAAAACGGAGAAAAAGAAACGAGGCCAGAAAAGUUUAACAGAGCAAACUUGCACGUGGAAUUUUCAACAGAAGGAAGAAAACGUCCAAAUCGACAAGAAACUAAAGACAGAAGAGCAUGUUAACAAUGAAGCGGACAAUUCAAUUGUCACUGCAAGAUAUGUUAUGUUUGAAGAAUGUUUUGCAAAAGACAAGGCUGAGGAUGAGAUGCAUAACACGCGAGCAGGUGACUUUUUUAUUGUAAAUGCAUCCAACAAUGAAAAACUGAAGACCGAUGAAGGGGGGGGAAAUAUUGUAUUUGUAACCGGGAGAACAACUGACACGAGUCGUAACGAACUGACCGGGAAAGCUGAUUCAUCACACGAUACAUAUCUCGACACAAAUGUUAAAAAAAGGGAAAGAAGAAAACGACGAAAGAAGAAAAAGAAACUUACAUCCCAUGAACCGGAAAAUGUCGUCGAUAAUACGAUUGAUGGAAGGUGUGAGCCAUAUGUGAUGACACCUGCAAGAAUAGAAACAGAAGAAAACAAACAAAAACAUGCACGACCAUUCGGAGAUGAAGAUGAGACGCAACCUGAGAAUGAAGAAGUGGUAACUGUGAAAGCCGACGGAAUAUCCAAAGAAACAUUAACAAAGAGUGCCAUGGUUUCCCGUAGCAGCACAGCAGAGAGCAGGCCAAUACAACAAAGCCAAGAAUGGGACGAGAUUACUGUCAUAGAGAACAGCGAUAUAGAUGUCGAUGCCUGUGAAAUACCUGGCGGAGGAGAAACCAUAGUGAGAAACAUGGAAUCGACGAAAACAGUUUCCCAACCAAAUACUUCAGAAGCAACCGGAAAACGAAAACGACGGAAAAGAAAAAAAAGAAGAAAGAAGGUAACACCCGAAACCCCGAGUGGAGCAUUUGCAUCUGUGAGUAAGGAGAGAGAGGGUGCAAGAGCUAAGAAAAAAUUAAAAAAGAACAACAAAUCAAAAAGCAAAUCAAAAUAGACUCAAUGACUUUAUCCUUUAAAUCAAUGAAUUGUUAGAACUAUCCAAAGUCAAUCCAGGUCAUUGGUGCAAUCCUAUUUUUGUGAAUAAACAACACUUGAAGUGAUAUAGUGAUAUGUACAUAUAUCAUAAUUAUAUAACUCAAUAGGAUGUGUGAGGGAUGUUUGUAUUCUUUCUGUACUGUUUGGUUGGAUGAUUUAAAUCUUUACAAAUAGAUGUACGAUUUUCUUUCACCGUUCAUUUUGUCUAUAUUAUAUUCAAACAAAUAUAUUUCGAGUGCCGCAUUUUGUGACUUACCCAUAGCGUUUCGUUAUAGGUGUUAGAAACUACGCUUACAUAUAUCUUGUUACGUUUUGAUGUUGACAUUAUAUACUUCCGACAUUUGCAUACUUAAAUUCUUGUUAUAAGUUACAAAUAUCAUUUUUCGUUUAUAUUAAUCAUAAAAUAAUUUGGAACAUUAUGUGCUUUUUACAUGUAUGUGCGUUUUCAAAGAUAUUGUUAAAUUUCUAUUGAGUUGUUGUUUGAUAGACGAAAAACUUAAUUCCUACAUUUAUGCAUUUAGUGUCAAAAUGUACGUAUUAUGAUUUUGAUAAUAAUUGCAAAUUUCUAUGCAAUGCAAAAAUAACGUAAUUAUGAUGUUUCCUUUGAACGGCGUUUUAAUUAUAUAUACCUGUAAUACCCUGUAUAUAACGGUAUGAUCUUCACGUUUUAUUACGCACUGCAUUCGUACCAACUAUGUAAAUAAAUUGCUAUACCCUUUGACAACCAAUGAACUUGUUUGUUCAUUCGCUGAAACAUAUUGUAGUGGUAAUGGGUUUGUUUUCGUAUGCUCAUUGUAUCUUCUGAAACCCUCCACAUUUUUUGUAGUAUUUGCAUCAUUUUAUAAUUAUACCGAGUUUUACUUUGGAAUAAAAAUUGAUUGUCAUCGGUCAAGGUUAAGGGUUCGGAGGUCAUACUUUACAAAUCUUGGCAUACAUAUGUGUGACAAUAUCAAGCGAACCAUUUAUCAGAGUAGUUGUGUAUUUUACAUUUUAUUGAAUUAUGGAGGUCAUCGAUCAUGAUCAAAGGAUAAAAGUUCAAACUUGAAAACGUUGACGGGAUGGAUUAAGUCUAUGUAAACCACCCUUUUGACUGUUAUAUAUACAUUUUAUCAAUAUUAUUUUAUUUCAUGUUUAUAUGAAUUACAUUUUUAUAUGAUUAACUUCUUUUCAGAUAAAGACUAGGUGUAUGAAACAAUCAUUAUUUCAAUUUCGAAUCUCUAUAUUUCCAAAGACAACAGGUAUUAAAGAAAGAUAUUAAAAGAUAGGUAUUGAAGAUGUGCUAUGGAUCUUUACAAACCAUGAUCUAAAUAGUUGAAUCGGUAUCGGGAUCAUUCUGCUCUGUGUACUGCUAUUUUUUGUAUAAGAUUGAUAUACUUUAUUUUGUUUUGAUUGUAUCAUACGGGAUUGAUAAAUAUACAUGAUUUUAACUCAUACAUUUUAACCUUAAUUAUCAGUUAACAUUAAUUGUUCAUUUUCAGUAAAUUUAACGGUGGAUUUCUUUAA
Messenger RNA from Mizuhopecten yessoensis (Yesso scallop), 6915 nucleotides. RefSeq lists its product as uncharacterized. NCBI's taxonomy places the organism in Eukaryota, Metazoa, Mollusca, Bivalvia, Pectinida, Pectinidae. The transcript has 26 exons. Bases 122 to 5371 code for a protein of 1749 amino acids. The record is from RefSeq and is a predicted model, not a curated record.